This is a messenger RNA of Saprolegnia diclina VS20, 1859 nucleotides long. RefSeq lists its product as hypothetical. NCBI's taxonomy places the organism in Eukaryota, Oomycota, Saprolegniomycetes, Saprolegniales, Saprolegniaceae. The record is from RefSeq and is a predicted model, not a curated record. Gene Ontology annotation, cellular component: katanin complex. The transcript is spliced from 11 exons. Gene Ontology annotation, biological process: microtubule depolymerization; microtubule severing. Gene Ontology annotation, molecular function: microtubule binding. Bases 65 to 1801 code for a protein of 578 amino acids.
UCUAAUUCAUAUUGCUGGAGGAAUAGUGUACAAAUUAGCUUGGAUCUCGGCGACGGCUGCAACGAUGUUCAAGCACUCCCACUUUAUGGGCCACUCGAGCAACGUCAACUGCUUCCGCUUCGGGCGCAAGUCCGGACAAGUGGCGGUCAGUGGCGGCGACGACACGAAUGUAAACGUCUGGCGCAUCCGCGAGAGCGAGACCAAGAACAUCAUGAGCCUUGCUGGCCAUUCGAGCCCUGUCGAGUGUGUGACCUUUGAUCCGGCCGAGAAGCGCGUCGUCGCCGGGUCGACGUCGGGCGCCAUCAAGGCCUACGACAUGGAGUCCGCCAAGGUGUUUCGAUCGCUCAAGGGCCACAUGUCUUCGUGCACAAGCAUCGACUACCAUCUCUACGGCGACUACGUGGCAUCCGGCGCGCUCGACACCAACGUCAAGAUCUGGGAUCUCAAAACAAAAAACUGUGUCCAGACGUUCAAGGGCCACGCAAGUGAUAUCACAUGCGUGAGCUUCACGCCCGACGGCCGCUGGCUCACGUCCGGCAGCGCCGACGGGACUCUCAAGAUCUGGGACCUCACAGCUGGGAAGCUUCUUCGCGAGUUCACGGACCACGGCGGCGCCAUCACGUGCCUCGAAUUCAACCCCGAGGAGUACAUCCUCGUGUCAGCGUCGCAGGAUAGGACGAUGCGGUUCUGGGACCUCCAAUCCUUCGAGCUCCUUGGGGUCACGCCAACCGACACGACGCCGGUGGCCGCGAUCGCACACACGAUCAGCGAGCCGUACAGCGGCAAGUAUGCCCUCUGCGUGUCCCAGGACAUGGUCAAGGUUUGGUCCUAUGACGCGUCAGUGACGUGCCACGAUACGUUGCUGUGGAACAACGCGCGCCAAGGCGUGACCGAGACCCUCGGCGACACCCUCGUGACCGACAACCUCCAGCUUUUUGGCGGCUCGUUCGCGAACGCCUUCAUCUCGGUCUGGCGUGUCGACCUCAACACGCUUCAGCCCUUCGCCCCGCCGAAGAAGACGCCGCGACCUAUCACGCCUGCCGCCAUAUUUCGCCCUGUUACACCCAAAGUCCUCCAGCCGCCCCGGUCGGCGCCGUCGCAACAACCAGCGUUGCAGCAGCCGCCGGCGACACCUCCGCAGCCGCCCCGUAGUGUACACCAACGCCCCCCUCCGACUCCAGAGCCCUCCCCUCCAGCGUCGACAGAAAGCGCAUCGACCGAGAUGGGCGUGGACACGAUCAAGCGAUUCGCUGAGCCUCCUGAAGCCUUUAGCUCCGACUACGUCAACGAGCUCAAGGUCGGGAUGGAGCUCUCGCUUCGAACGUUCAAGAGCCGGCAAAAGGCCCUGGAGCAGUUUAUGACGUAUCACUGGGACAAGGGCGACGUCCACGGUGGCUUUCGCUUCAUUAGCCAGCUCCCGACGGGGACUCGGGAAGCCCUCGCGGUCGAUAUUCUCGGCAACGUCGAGCUCGCGACCAUCGGGCUCGACCUGGAGGCAUGUGUCUUGCUGCUUCCGCUCGCGCUCGAGCUUGUGAGCGGUUUUCCCCCGUACGCUGCCGUCGGUGUCGCCGUCGCCAAGGUCCUCGUCACGGCCUUUGGUCCUCUGGUCAAGGACAACAAGGAAGCGCGCCGGAGCAACCGCGAAGUCAACUUUGCCGGCGAAGAACGGGCCGCGCGCUGCGACGCUUGCCACGGCUUCUUCAUCGAGCUCCAGAACAAGCUGCCGAACGUCGCGACGACGGACCCGCGGGCCCUCGCAGAGCUCAAGAGCAUUUUAGGCGAAUAUGGAUGGGGACGAUAGAGCUCGUCGUUGGAGAUUAGACUUUCAUAAUCGAACGCUGCUCCAGGUGCAAGAUGUA